Molecule: messenger RNA, 1689 nt
Organism: Ectocarpus siliculosus
Lineage: Eukaryota; Phaeophyceae; Ectocarpales; Ectocarpaceae
Source: the annotation of a GenBank genome assembly
AUGGUGUGGACAGGAGAGGUUGUCGAAGCAGGUGGAGGCUUCGGAGGCAUCCCGAGGUCGAUCUCCAUGUCCUGGAACGACUGUGAUAUCGAGCACUUCAUGCUGAGGGUGAAGACUCCGCAGCACGACGGCACGACGCGAGUGACGACGACGCUGCCUUGCACGGACCCAUCCGAACCCAAACAAGUCUGUCUUCUCCAGCUCGUGCACGCGGCGGAGGAAGAAUCCCUCGAGACCUUGGCCACCUUCGAGGAACCAGAGCAAGCACACCACAAAGGCCAUCGCCGCCAACACGCCCAAGAAGAUCAUGACGAAGCUCGAGGCGCGGAUGGAAACCUCCGGCGCAGUCGAAGCCGCCGCCACCUCCGCAAACAAACCAGCAGCGACGACAAUGGCGGCACCACUGGCAACAACUAUGACGGUGGCAGCAGCAGAAGUGAGGGGAAGGGACAAACAUCCAAGUCCUGGCGAGGCGCUAGGCGCAGCAGAAAGACGUCCGAGGUGCAACGGCGUCGUCUCGCGAUGGAGGUGUCGGAAGGGAUGGAAGCUAAACGCGCGCGCGACCCGGAUAUUGAUGCCAAGGACGAAGACGUUCGCCUCCUCAACGAAUACUUGGUGGCCAGUGCACCGGAGCAGGAAGUUUUCCACGAGAGAGGCGUCCGGCGCCUCAGCUCCGCGGAAGUUCAAAUGCCGAGUGGUCGCGUCCUCACCGCGACAACCGAAAUCGAUGUCAUGGUGCUCUACACUCCAGCGGCCAUGAUCAGUUCCGGCACUGCCGGCACGCUUUUAACCAACCAGCAGAUGGAGACGGAAAUUAUCACGGCCUACGCCACGGCAAACGAUGCCUUGGCCGAUUCUGGCAUCAGCGCGACUAUCAACGUCGUCCACGUCGCGGAGGCGAGGUACGUCAUGGCUACCCCGAGAGCGGCUUUCGAGGGGUUCGGGUACUCCAUCGUCCACACGCACUGCCUCGACAACUUGUCGCACAUUCACGAGAUCGGGCACAACAUGGGGGCCAACCACAACCGGGAGGACACGUCCAGCGAGCACGACUACGCCCACGCGCAGCGGUACUGCACCGGUGACACCCCGUAUCGUACCAUUAUGGCCUACGAGACUGGGUGCCUGCAAGCACCUCGGGUGGCCAUGUUCUCUACCCAGGACAAGACGUACGCGAGUAAGAGUUUGGGGACGACAUCGACGGACAAUGCUCGCGUCAUCGAAGAGAGUCUGUCAACCGUGGUCAACUUCAGGGAUCGCACCGAAGUUGCUUACGACUCAGCUUCCUCAAAGACGCCCUCUCAGCAGCAGCAGCAGAAGCAACAGGAAGAAGGACGGCAGCAGCAGCAAGACGCGCCGACACCAACAUCGCGCACCGACGGCUCAAAUGGUGAAUAUCAAGGGUGCUACAGGCACUCUUGGUCCGAGUUGGAGCUGGCGAACGUCCCGCUUGUCGACUACGAAGGCACCAGCCCCGAGGGCUGCCGGGAGCACUGCAAGGCUGCUAGUUUCGCGUACUACGCGCUUGAGUUCGGCUCCAUGUGCUCGUGCGGCGAUAGGCUCCCGAGCGAUUCCAGCCUGGCGACGAGGGCAGAUUGUGCUCUGCCCUGCCCGAACAGCUCCCUGACUAGUCUCACAUGUGGCGGAAAUUGGCACCAUGCCGUUUUUUCGGUCGGCCAUGGGACGUGA